GCCACUUCAUCAUUCUCACCAUGUGUGACACCCUCCAGCUGCAGAACUUCCUCCAGAGGCAGGCCCAGGAGGCCCGGAGACGCAUGCAACACAGAGACAAGUUGGAGGAGGAGGAAGAAGACCUCGUUUCGAGUUGCCUGCAGGUCUGUCUAAAGAGCCCAGUGUGUCGAAGUAGUCAGAUGAUCCCCUGCUGCAGGCGUCUGAUGGAGGAAAGAUCCCCACAGAUGCAGGGCCUUCCUCUCUACAUCUCUCACUUCUGUUCAGUCAUGCAGGAUGGGGAUCUGUGUAUUCCCUGGGACUGUAAGGGCUGAAACACACUGAACUCUAUUUGGGCCUUAUUACUGUGCCUCUCAGGCACAUAGUCACAGGUUUUUGAAGAUUUUGAGAUUUGGCCUAGUGUAUAGGCAUUAUACAUGCACUGUGGAUCUAGUGUUGUGCUUUUGAGGUAGUGGGCCCCAGUCGUGUGAUGUAUGUUAUAACUAAGCACAGAGUUUGUUGUUUAUUUGCACUGGCACCCAUAUUCAGUACAUUUCACAUGAGCAUAACACUUCAGUGUCAUAAUUGUUUUUCUU
Molecule: messenger RNA, 572 nt
Organism: Carassius carassius (crucian carp)
Lineage: Eukaryota; Metazoa; Chordata; Actinopteri; Cypriniformes; Cyprinidae
Product: T-cell activation inhibitor, mitochondrial-like
Exons: 2
Coding region: 21-311 (96 amino acids)
Cellular component (GO): mitochondrion
Source: RefSeq, a predicted model, not a curated record